UGCCCCCAUUCUAGGGCACGCUUGUCCUGCUUCCCUGCUUCAACAUACCCGCACCUUUCCUCUACUGCUCAUUCAUGCUCAAGCCGCGUAGGCGUCUCCCCCUCCUGUUCCCCCCUCCCACCUUAGACCAUUUUUCCCCCCUUCUGCUCUUCAACCAGCCCUGGUGCUCGCCAACUGCAGCGAUGCAGUCUGGCACUUCGAGGACCAUCCGGGCAGGGAACAGCCAGCUCGGCGGGGCAUCCAAGGGCAAGGCCACCACCGCUGGGCAGACGCAGAACUCGCGCACAAAGAACACCAGCGGCGGCAACAGCGGAAGCAGCGGCGGCCGAAUCCGCGUCGAGUGCAACGGCAGGGACGUGACGCCCAAGAGCCUCGUGCCGUCCCUUUAUCAGGCACAGAAGCCCGACGCCGCCGGAUCGGCAGGGCAGCCCGGCUCCGGCCAGGGCGCAGCGGGCGCCGAGUCAACCGCCGCGGGCGCCGGCGGCGCAGGUGGCGAGGAACCAGCGCCUGCCGCGAGGGAGCCGCCGCACGAAAGGCUGCGCCAGGCGAAGCCGGCGGGGCUGACCAAGGAGGAGAUGGAGCGCAACAUCGACAUUGCCCUCUGCGAGACAGACACUGACACACUGCUGUUCUUCCCAUCGCUGUGCGUCGCGCUGGACAAUCCCCAGUCCGCCACCGUGUCCGCCCGCAACAAGGCCUACGAGGAGUUGUGCGCCUCGAAGGCGGAGAGCGAUCAGUACAGGGAGCAGCACGCCCAGACGCUCAACCACGCACAUAAGAGCAAGGAGGUAUUCGCUGCGCCCCCGACGCAGGAGAGCGUCGAGGUGAACGCCAAUGGAUGGGACAUAUAUGACACCUUCGCCACGGACACCGUGCCCAAGCACGUACUCAUCCAGCAGGCCUGCGACCGAGAGUCUGCGCUGACCGUGUCGGAGGCGGUCAAGAAGCCUGGCUGCCUCUUCACCAUGACCGAGCCUUACCCGACCAGCGACGCGGGGAAGGAGACCGCCAAGAAGAAGGACGACGCCAAGGGCACGAGGAAGCGGGGCGCGACCGGGGGAGUCACGGGCAUGGUGUCCCGGGACAUCUCGGGCUCCGCCGCCACCACCAAGCAGCUGGGCGGCGGGCCCACGUCCACCUCGCUGGACGGCGGCCCGUCCCAGCUGGCCACGGUGGCGGAAGGGCGCGGGGCCGCGCCCGCGACGCCCCAGGCGGAGGGCGAGAAGGACGAGUCUCCACCAGUGCCCGCCGACGCGGAGGAGGGCGCCGCUGCCGAGCCGGCGCCGAUGGACCCGAUCCCGUGGAAGGCGGGUGCGGAUAGUCCCAUCCCUGGCGAGCUGCUGCAGCAGCUUCGCGUGAUGGAGCGCAUCGUCUCGCAGAACGUGUUCCACAAGCAGCACAUGAUCUACAGGAACUAUCCCACGCUGGAGGAGCUGGCCAAGCUGGACGAGCUGCGCGAGGCGCGCGACACCGAGGCGGCCCUCGAGGCAGCGCCCGCCGCCCCCGGUCCCACCUCGGUCGCCCUCGAGGGUGCGGCGGGCAUCGCCGAGGACGCCGAGGAGCCGGACGAGGAGGGGCCGCUGCAGGAGGGGAGCCGAGAGGAGGCCGACAAGGACAAGGCGGCCUUGCAGGAUCUGUUUUGCUUCAACGCGCCCCAGCUGACGCAGGACAUGACCGUCACUUGCGCGGAGUGGAAUAGAAGCAACCAGGAUUUGCUCGCAGUCUCGUACGGCGACACGUCCCCCGUGCCGAACGCCCAGGGCGGGUUCGUCCUCUUCUGGUCUCUGAAAAAUCCCACCUAUCCCGAGCGUGUCAUCCGAACUCCGCACGGCGUGACCUCUCUGCAUUUCUCCUCUGCGCAUUCCAACAUGAUCGCGGCCGGCUGCCACGAUGGCUCCGUGAUGAUCUGGGACCUGAGACAGGCGAGACAAGACCCGGUGCUGCGGAGCGGGUCGUCGGUCUCCACCAACAACAAUCAAAAGCAUACCGACAUCGUUUGGGAGACUCGCUGGGUAGACCAGGGCCCAGACAAGCAGCCCCCCGAGCUGCUCGUGUCCGUCAGCAGCGACGGCUCAGUUCUGCAGUGGUCGAUGAAGAAGGGGCUCGAGCAGCAGGCGCUAAUGCAGCUGAAGCGGGUGCAGAACCCGUUCUUAGGCUGCAACGCCGUGUACGGGCACAAGGAGGGCAUCGUGUUUCGGAAAAGCAGUGGCUUCUGUGUCGAUUUCCCGCGGCACGACCCCUCCACGUACCUCGUGGGGACGGAAGACGGGCUGGUUCACAAGUGCUCUACAUCUUAUGGAGAGCAGUACCUCGACACCUACUACGGUCACUCUGGCCCGGUGUACAAAGUACGAUGCAACCCAUUCAUGUCCCAUGCCUUCCUGACCUGCUCCGCAGACUGGACCAUGAAGCUCUGGACCACCAGGCCCAUCCAGGGGCACCAGCCCGAAACCCCGCUGAUGAACUUCCAGUCUACCGAUUUGUCCGAUGCUGUCAACGACGUGAUCUGGGCUCCGCAGGACUCCACGUCCUUCGCCGCGGCCAUGGACGAUGGCCGUGUGGAGCUCUGGGACUUGUCCGACACGCAGCUGGACCCGAUCGUUGUUCACUACCCGCAGGGCAUACAAAACCGGAGGCGGAGGACGUGCGUGCGCUUCUCUCCGAACUCCCCCGUGCUGAUCGCGGGUGACGACAAAGGAAGUGUAGACGUGAUGCGCAUGUACAAUACGAACCAGUCCUAUUACUCCGACCAGGAGCAGCAGGAUAGAUUGAAUAGCGUAAUGAUGAAGAAGCGAUGAGUCGCUUGGCCGCUGCCGCCGGAUGCCCGUUUGCAUCCCGGGCUCAGCUUUCCGACUGCGCGCUGCAAAAAUCAUCCAGUCCUCCUCAUCAUCGUUCCUUCUCCUCCUCCUCCUUCUUGCCAUUCGGGGGCACAUAGAUUACGCGGGCCUGCCGUAGCGUCAACCCGUGUGGCAGUUUGAACCCGCCUGGCCGUUUUAAUCCAGCUCUGCGUUGGAUAUCCUUGAGCCUUCUGUGGCCACCUUAGAAACAGUUUGAUGCAAACGCCGCCCUUGAGGAAUUCUGAGGACAUGGUCGGAACGUGAUUCUGAUCGGAAUCCGUCUGAAUUCCAGAAUUCCGCUUUCACCGCCGCUGCCGCGGUAACCUGCCCGUGAGACAUGUGUUGCCUCAACCUGCAAAUCAUGGACGGAGCA
Messenger RNA from Prorocentrum cordatum, 3210 nucleotides. Lineage: Eukaryota; Dinophyceae; Prorocentrales; Prorocentraceae. The record is from the annotation of a GenBank genome assembly.